Messenger RNA from Mangifera indica (mango), 1104 nucleotides. RefSeq names its product NADH dehydrogenase [ubiquinone] iron-sulfur protein 7, mitochondrial-like. The coding region runs from base 166 to 804 and encodes 212 amino acids. Lineage: Eukaryota; Viridiplantae; Streptophyta; Magnoliopsida; Sapindales; Anacardiaceae. Gene Ontology annotation, molecular function: 4 iron, 4 sulfur cluster binding; quinone binding; NADH dehydrogenase (ubiquinone) activity. The transcript is spliced from 2 exons. Gene Ontology annotation, biological process: aerobic respiration; electron transport coupled proton transport; mitochondrial respiratory chain complex I assembly. The record is from RefSeq and is a predicted model, not a curated record.
UAGAACAAAACCCACAAAAUGGGAAAUGGAGUUUUUUGGUUUUUUAAAUAAUCGGUUUGGACUUCCCGUCAAAAUUUCCCAGUCUCUAGGUUAACGGAGAGCAACUGCCCACCUUCUCAAGUCUCUUCAGCCGUCCAAUUCCCCUUUCUCGGGAGAAUCUCAGCCAUGGCUAUGAUAUCCAGAAACAGGGCCACGCGCCUCCCUUACCUCCUCCGUCAAUGCGCCGCUUCUCUCCACACUUCUCCCUCUCUUUCAUCUUCGUCCUCGCCCUCCUCGUACUCUCGUCCCUCACCUCCCAUGCUCUCACCCUUGGCCCAGCCCCCUGCUCUGUCCAAGACGGCCGAAUAUGUCAUCUCGAAAGUGGAUGAUGUCAUCAACUAUGUGCGCCGUGGCUCUAUCUGGCCCAUGACCUUCGGGCUCGCCUGCUGCGCCGUGGAGAUGAUGCACACUGGAGCCGCUCGUUAUGAUCUCGACCGUUUCGGUCUCAUUUUCAGGCCCAGCCCUCGCCAGUCCGAUUGUAUGAUCGUCGCUGGCACUCUCACCAACAAGAUGGCCCCUGCUCUUCGCAGGGUCUAUGACCAAAUGCCGGAACCAAGGUGGGUCAUCUCAAUGGGAAGCUGUGCAAAUGGUGGUGGAUACUACCAUUACUCUUACUCUGUAGUUAGGGGUUGUGAUAGGAUUGUCCCUGUGGACAUCUACGUUCCAGGUUGCCCUCCCACUGCCGAGGCACUACUCUAUGGCAUUCUCCAGCUGCAGAAAAAAAUCAACCGACGCAAGGACUUUUACUAUUGGUGGACCAAAUGAGGACAUCUCAAGUUGCUUCUUGGCAGUUUUGCUACACUCUCAUGGAAUAAUAAAUCCAACUAUUUUCUCUGUUCACUGGUGCAAUGUCAUGUGAAGGGAGAGAUAUGCUAAGCUGUUUUUGAAUAUACAUCAAUCAUCCUAGGAACCUUUUGUGUGGUAUUACUCCAAUAAUUUUUGAGUUGGACCAUUUAUUCUGUGCAGUGGCUUCAGUCCCUGUAAAACUAUUUGACAGGCUUGAACUUUCCUUUCUUUGUUGUCCAUUUAUGCAAUUGUUAAAAGAUGCUUAUGGCUUUUGUUCAA